Carassius gibelio (silver crucian carp) is the source of this 3604-nucleotide messenger RNA. Its product is annotated as delta-type opioid receptor-like. Lineage: Eukaryota; Metazoa; Chordata; Actinopteri; Cypriniformes; Cyprinidae. Gene Ontology annotation, molecular function: neuropeptide binding; G protein-coupled enkephalin receptor activity. The record is from RefSeq and is a predicted model, not a curated record. Gene Ontology annotation, cellular component: neuron projection; membrane. The coding region runs from base 223 to 1347 and encodes 374 amino acids. The transcript is spliced from 3 exons. Gene Ontology annotation, biological process: neuropeptide signaling pathway; G protein-coupled opioid receptor signaling pathway.
CGCGAGUUUGAGGCGGGGAUCAGAUCCGUUCAGAGAGCAGAGUGCAUCUCACACCUGUAGACGAGAGAAACUUUCAUCCCUGCUGUCUCUAACCCCGGCUGGACGCGAGUUUAUACUGAUUCCUGCACAAACCGAGCUCAUAUUAUAGCUUCUCAUAUAUUUUCCCGCGCUCAGAUCGAGUUCAAACCGUGAAGCGCAACUUUGGGCAGCGAGGCUGAAGCGAUGGAGCCGUCCGUCCUCCCCGGCGCCGACAUCUCCGACCUCUACUCCAUUAACCCGUUUAAUGUCACUUUCCCCGACGAGGUGAUGGGCUUCGUUCCCGACGGGAGGAACUACACCGAGCCUAACCCGGUAAAGAGCCCGGCGGGAAUCAUCAUCGCCAUUUCCAUCACUGCUCUGUACUCCGUUAUCUGCGUGGUGGGACUCUUGGGAAACAUCCUCGUGAUGUAUGGAGUGGUCAGAUACACAAAGCUGAAAACUGCCACCAACAUCUACAUCUUCAAUUUGGCACUGGCAGAUGCUCUGGCCACUAGUACACUUCCAUUCCAGAGCGCCAAGUAUCUAAUGAACACCUGGCCUUUUGGUGAGCUUCUAUGUAAAAUCAUCAUAGCUAUUGACUACUAUAACAUGUUUACCAGUAUCUUCACCCUAACUAUGAUGAGUGUGGACCGUUACAUUGCCGUGUGCCACCCUGUGAGAGCACUGGAGUUCCGUACCCCCAUCAAGGCCAAAAUCAUCAAUGUGUGCAUCUGGAUUCUCUCCUCUGCUGUUGGUGUGCCAAUCAUGAUAAUGGCAGUUACCAGAGUGACAAACCAAGGUGCAACUGUCUGCAUGCUGAAGUUCCCUGAUCCAGACUGGUACUGGGAUACAGUGACAAAGAUCUGUGUGUUUAUCUUUGCAUUUGUGGUACCAGUGCUAGUCAUCACAAUCUGCUAUGGUCUAAUGAUCCUGCGUUUGAGAAGUGUCCGUCUUCUCUCAGGCUCUAAGCAGAAGGACAGAAACAUGCGUAGAAUCACUCGAAUGGUCUUGGUGGUUGUAGCUGCCUUCAUUAUCUGCUGGACACCUAUCCACAUCUUCAUCAUUGUGAAAACACUUGUAGACAUCAACCAGAAGAACCCCUUUGUGAUUGCCAGCUGGCACCUGUGUAUUGCACUCGGCUAUACCAACAGCAGCCUCAAUCCUGUCCUCUAUGCUUUCCUGGAUGAGAAUUUCAAGAGAUGCUUCCGAGACUUCUGCCCACCCUUCCGAACCAGAGCCGACCAGAAUAGCCUUAGCCAAGCAAGGAAUGCCACAAGGGAGCCAGUGUCCGUUUGUGCACCUUCAGAGACAGGAAAGAAGCCAGUAUGACUAGGCCUGGAGAGGAUCCCACGGGGGUCCCAGACCAGAAGAGUCCAGCAGGACCUGCAAUCUGAGGUCACUCAAAUCUCCACUACUGAAUUCUAGGAAAAGAAUGGAAGAGCCACUUCCUACAUUUUGAAAGCGUACUCAACACUGUCUCAAGUUUUGCAUAUUCAGAAGAUAACCAGAGAAACUGAGUCAAGCAGCUCCUCUCCUGCACCAUUUUUUUGCACUUUAUAUCUUUCAGAAGAAAUGCUAACACAGUGAUGAGCCUCUUCUGAGCCCAAUGUCCAAAACAAGGAUUUUCAGGGUCUGAAAUCUUACUGGUUUUGAGGACCAAAAAUCUAAAUGAAGGACCAUUAACAGAAAGUCUGCAAACAAUGGAUGAAAUCCGAAAAUGAAAUUUGAGACAGGCUACAAACCGUGAAGAUGGGUUCCAUUUGGAGGGAACUGCCUCAAAAAUAAAAAUAAAAGUAUUUUCAGCAGUUUAUAUAUUUAAUUUCUUCUAUCUCUCAGAUAUUGGACUGGUAGAGGACAAGCUGUGGGGAAAUAGAAAAACUCAAACAAACAUGGGAAAUAAAUGUAAAAACUCUGCUCAAAAGCAGUAAACCCUAGUGAUGGAAACUCCAGGGGAAUGAUGGUAAAAUAUGUCCUGCUACAGAACAGACUGCUGUCUGGUUGGAGAAAAGUGAAGAAUGGUGGUAUGUUAUGACAUACAGACCAGAGAGUAUAUGGUUUAAACCAUAAUUUAGUGGAAGAAAAAAUAACAAUAUGGAAAAAUUCAUAUUGGUGGAUUAUUUGCCAUUAUUGCUGAAGACAUGAUCAUGAUACCAAACUCUGCAUCAACUGUGGCUUCCUCUCAAACUUACUCCAUUACUGUAGCCCCUGAACAAACUUAUUUUGCCGUUCUUUGUUCAGUUACAGUGAAGGGGUAUACAAACAGACAUCUGAAAUCCACCAUUUCAAGGACAUUCACAAUAAGGUUUGCUUAAAACAGAAAGCAAAUCCUACUGAAGAAACACAAUAAAUUACCAUUUAAGAGUGUUGGAAUAAUGAUCCAUUAAAGGGGUCAUAUGAUUUCACUACAAAAAACAGUAUUUUGUGUAUUUGUUGUAAUGAAAUGUGUUUAUGCGGUUUAAGGUUGACAAAAUGUAGUAUUAUUUUCCACACACUGCACAUUAUUGUUUCUCUAUGCCACACCUUUCUGAAACGUGUACAUUUUUACAAAGCUCAUCGGUCAAAAAAAAAAACAUUACAAACAAGACAUUUGUAGCAUCCAGUGGGGACAUAAUUACGGAUUAUAAUGACUUGUACUGUCUUUUUAUGCGUUGCAUUACAUUGUUCUGCAUAAACAAAAAAAACAUGUCUACAUUUGUGAUGAGAGAAACAACUAACAACAAGAGCUACUUUACACUCGCGUUUGAAACAUCAGUGGCAAAUUAUUUAAAUAUUUAAACGUACUUACAGACUGUGAGUCAGAACAGCCGACAUUGUAACCAGGAAACAGUCCUCCAUAAAAUGCACUGUACACAUCUGAAUAUUUGGAUUGAACUAUUCUGGAACAGUGUUGUUCCUUACAACUUAACCACUGAUUUCUAAUUGUGUCUUCUUUUGGAAGCCCAAACAAAGUAGUUUCACUUUCACAUCGAAACACUGCGUCUCCAAUACAUGGCGGCUGCGGUAGCAGCAACAAUUUAUUAUUGACAGCAAUGUUACGCCUUUUUUCUUUGCUUGAACAUAUAGGCGGUGAAAAUCUUCCCACAUUCUAACGUAGACAUGUGGGGGCAUGUUUAAACGAGGCCUUUUAGGAGGGUGUGGACCAGUCUUAAUUUUUUAUAAAGAAUAUCUCUUUGGGUUUGAGAUUUUAGUCUUUGCAACUUUAGCGAUUCUAUCUAUUCACGAACAGCUUGUAACACUCCAAAGAGAAAGGAAAACUUGAAAUUGAAUCAUAUGACCCCUUUAAAUGUCAUAUUAAAUUGCAUUAAAAGUGGCUUGUCUCUGCUUUUACAAGAAAUAUUGAUUGGGUCCAGAAGCAAGGUCAAAAUUCACAAGAAGCUUUUCGCUGGAGUUCCUUUAUAUAUAUAUAUAUAUAUAUAUAGAGAGAGAGAGAGAGAGAGAGAGAGGGUAUUAGUUGAACGUAACAUUGCAGUUCUUUGACUACAAUCAUUUCUGAAUGUCUUGAUUUUGAUCUGUAAUGAAUGCAAUUUGAUCAGCUUUAUAUCUUAUAUUCCUACCAAAACAGCAAGCAGCAAGUCUGAUUAUAUAU